AUAUUUCCAAUUAACUCCAAAUAUUUAACCUUAUUAUUAUUUGGUUGGAGUCGUGACUUAAGCCGUUACAGAAUUCGUGUCAUGGUUGGCUAGGUUUUGUCGUGUAUAAAUUUCCGAGCCCUCCGCGAACGCUCUCACCGCUCUUGGUUGCCUCCUGCGUCGCCGCGCUUACACGCUUAACCCUUCCUUCCUACGACGCAAGCGAAAGCCCUCGACUGCCGACAUGCCUGCUCUUCUCUCCGACCCUCUCUCCCCUGAGGAGCUUAAGGGAUCGAAGAAGGCGAAGGUCUCUGAGAAGAGCAAGAAGGAUAAGAAGAGGAAGGCCGAGGAGGAGGAGGAGGAUAAGAGCGACACCACGUCCGAGUACUCAUCGGAGGUCCCUGAGAAGAAGAAGAAGAAAAAGAAGAAGGCGGAUGCUAAUGGUCCUUCGCCGAAGAAGAUGAAGCUGAAGGAGAAGGAAGAGGAGACGGAUGAGCCGGAGAGCUGUAGUGAUGUGGAUGACCCGAAUGCCUUGUCCAAUUUCAGGAUCUCGAAGGCCUUGGUAGAGGCCUUGAACUCGAAGGGCAUAAAGGCCCUGUUCCCCAUCCAGGCCAUGACGUUUGAUCUCGUACUUGAUGGGUUUGAUUUAGUGGGUAGAGCUCGGACUGGUCAGGGUAAAACCUUGGCUUUUGUAUUGCCUAUAUUGGAAUCGCUGACAAAUGGAAGGCUCAAGGCAUCAAAGAGAACAUGUUAUAAGAGGCCUCCAAGUGUUUUGGUACUACUUCCAACUCGAGAACUUGCUAUUCAGGUACACUCAGAAUUUGAAGUUUAUGGUGGGGUAGUGGGGUUAUCGUCAUGCUGUGUAUAUGGCGGGUCUCCUUAUCGUGCUCAAGAAAUGUCCAUAAAGAGAGGGGUUGAUAUCCUUGUUGGAACACCAGGACGUGUAAAAGAUCAUAUAGAGAGAGGAACUCUUGACCUUAGAGCUUUAAACUUCCGGGUCCUUGAUGAAGCAGAUGAAAUGUUGAGAAUGGGUUUUGUGGAAGAUGUGGAACUAAUUCUCGGUAAGGUUGAGGAUGCUAACAAAGUUCAAACACUUCUCUUCAGUGCUACCUUACCUGAUUGGGUGAAGCAGAUUUCCUCAAGAUUUCUUAAGGAAGAUAAGAAAACAGCUGAUCUUGUUUGCAAUGAGAAACUGAAGGCGAGUGCUACUGUUAGACAUCUUGCUCUUUCUUGUUUAAAAUCAACAAGACACCAAAUUAUUCCUGAUAUUAUUCGUUGCUAUAGCAGUGGUGGUCGAACCAUUAUUUUCACUGAGACGAAAGAAUCUGCAUCUGAGCUUGCAGGAUUAUUGCCUGGGUCAAGAGCAUUGCAUGGAGAUGUAAUGCAACAACAACGAGAAGUUAUACUAACCGGAUUUAGGUCAGGCAAGUUUUUGGUUUUGGUUGCAACAAAUGUUGCAGCGCGUGGGCUAGACAUCAAUGAUGUGCAGCUGAUUAUUCAGUGUGAGCCCCCACGCGAUGUUGAAGCUUACAUCCAUCGGUCUGGGCGAACUGGAAGGGCUGGCAAUACUGGUGUUGCAAUUCUCCUUUAUGAACCCAGAUAUAAGUUUAGUGUUUCCAGAAUUGAAAAGGAAUCGGGUGUUAAGUUUGAGUACAUAUCUGCACCUCAGCCUGCUGAGAUUGCUGAAUUAGUUGGAUCUGAAGCAGCCAGUGCUAUUUCAAAUGUCUCCGACAGUGUUAUUCCAGUUUUUCGUUCACAAGCAGAACAGCUCUUGAGCACUUCAGGACUAUCGCCUGUAGAUUUAGUAGCAAAAGCACUUGCUAAGGCUGCUGGGUUUUUGGAUAUAAAAAAGAGGUCACUGCUCUCAUCUUUGGAGAACUACGUGACAGUGAUUCUUCAGACAGGAAACACUAUCUAUUCACCAUCGUUUGUUUUCAGCGUCUUAGGGAGACAUUUGCCUGAAGAGAAGAUCCAAAAUCUCGAAAACGUCUCUCUUACUGAGGAUGGUUAUGGUGCAGUGUUUGAUGUGCGUGCUGAUGAUGUCGAUGCAUUUCUUGAAGUUCAGGGCAAGACCAGCAGCAAUUUUAGUAUUGAGGUGCUGGAAACAUUGCCUCCACUACAAGAUAGACAAAACAGAGGCACCAACUCAGGGCGAGGAAGGUUCGGCCGUGGUGGGGGUGGUUUCUCCGGCGGCAGAGGUGGAUUCUAUGGCGGUAGAGGUGGUGGUAACAGAUUCUCUGGCCGAGGCAAUCGUGGAAGAGGUCGCGGUGGGGGAGGCUGGAACAAUUUUUCCCAGAGGAAUUGAGAAGAUAACGUAGUUUGUUGUUUCCAGCCAAAAUCCUUAGCUGGAAUUUUUUUUAAUGAGAAAUUAUUGAACCUAUAUUUGUUCGUGAAAUGUAAUGUUGCCCAACAAUCUUAUAUAUUCUUACUCCAUUGUUCAAAAA
Messenger RNA from Zingiber officinale, 2423 nucleotides. Its product is annotated as DEAD-box ATP-dependent RNA helicase 7-like. The record is from RefSeq and is a predicted model, not a curated record. NCBI's taxonomy places the organism in Eukaryota, Viridiplantae, Streptophyta, Magnoliopsida, Zingiberales, Zingiberaceae. Gene Ontology annotation, molecular function: ATP binding; RNA binding; helicase activity. The transcript is spliced from 14 exons. Bases 224 to 2284 code for a protein of 686 amino acids.